CGGUGAAUUGAUUGAUCGACCGAUUCCUCCCCAACUCCGCUCGCCAAUCCACAGCUGGCCUCCAUUUCUUCCUCCUCCCCUUCGCCGAAUCCCCCACACCAAUCCGCCAUGGCUAGUGUUCUCGCCGUCCCCCUCCUGCUGUGCCUGCUCGCCUCCGCCUCCGCCGCCCGCUUCGCCCCGGCGGACAACCACCUCCUCGCCUGCGGCGCGACGGCACCGGCCGUGCUCCCCGACGGCCGACGCUUCGUCCCCGACUCCGGCUGCGCCUCCACGCGCCUCCGCUCCCCGGCACCUACCCUCCCGUCCGCGGCCUCCAGCGCGGCCCCGCAGCCGACCCCUCUCCACGCCGCCGCGCGGGUCUUCUCCUGCCGCGCGUCCUACGACCUCGCCGUCCGCCGCCGCGGGUACCACGUCCUGCGCCUCCACUUCUACCCCUUCGAGCCCGCGCUCGCGUCCGCGCGCUUCCACGUCGGCGCCGCCGGAUUCCUCCUCCUCCACAACUUCUCCGCGUCGGCCCCCGUCGUGAAGGAGUUCAUCCUACCCGUCCACUCCGACGUCCUCGUCCUCACCUUCGUCCCCGAGUCGGGCUCUAACGCCUUCGUCAACGCCAUCGAGCUCGUCUCGGCCCCCGAUGAGCUCGUCGGCGACAUCGGCACCCUCGUCACGAGCAGCGGCACUGACCAGACCAAUGGAUUGUCGUCUCAGGUCUAUGAGAUGCUCUAUCGGAUCAACGUCGCCGGCCGCAAGGUCACACCGUUCAACGACACGCUGUGGCGAACAUGGGUCAACGACGAGCGCUUCCUCGUCAGCACGGAAUCAUCCAACAGCGGGGUCUGGUCGUUCGGUGGCCGGAUUGCUUAUCCCAAGGGUAGCAGAUUGAUGACACGGGAGGUUGCUCCUGACAACGUGUACAACUCGGCGAGGUCAGUGAGCUCACAGGGCAAAGUGACAUGGGGAUUUCCCGUGCCUGCUUCCAGCAGGUACCUAGUGCGUAUGCACUUCUGUGACAUCGUGAGCAAGGCUCUAAAUGAGCUUUACUUUGAUAUCUAUGUCAAUGGUCAGCUAGCAGUAAAGGAUUUCGAUAUCUCUGGUGCCACUGGAUUCUUAGCCUAUCCAUAUUACAUCGACUUUGUUGUGGAUGUUGAGGAUGAAGGGGCCCUGAAAUUGGCCAUUGGUGGCUCGAAGAAUAGCCGAUCAGACGAAGUGAGCGGUAUUCUUAAUGCUGUAGAGAUAAUGAGGAUGAACAAAACAAAUGGUGGUAUUGAUGGGGAUUUUGCAGUUUCUCUGGGCAUGGAGUAUGUGGCUAGCAAGGGGAUCGGAGAAUUUACUCGCUCACUGCUGUGUGGUUUCAUUUUUGCGGGAUUGUUGUUGGUUUUGUUAAUGCUUGUGGUGAGGUUGAGGACUGAGCUGAGGAAUAAUGGUACAACUUGGUCUUGGCAGCCAAAUGAUUCUGGUGACGGGAAGCUGGCUAGAGCAUAUCAACUUGUGUCCGCUAAGACAGACUAUUGAACAUCAUGAGAUGAUAAUCUUUGAGGAGCUUUAAACUGUGGCUGUUGACCUAUUGUAUGUAAUGACAUAUUGCAUUACUUCAGUUGUAAGUAUUGUAGUUUUACACUUUUACUCCCUUAAUGGUAAGUUUUCGGUUAUUUGAGCUUGGCUAAUGGAGAAAACGGUCGUGGUGUUGUAUCUGGCUCAAGAUAUUUGUUUGUAUUAGUACUGCUUUUAAUAGCUCUAUCCAGUUUGUGAUGCUUGAAUGAAUAUGCCUGCAAUUUAUCUAGUUUA
Molecule: messenger RNA, 1782 nt
Organism: Oryza sativa Japonica Group (Japanese rice)
Lineage: Eukaryota; Viridiplantae; Streptophyta; Magnoliopsida; Poales; Poaceae
Product: probable receptor-like protein kinase At5g24010
Biological process (GO): protein phosphorylation
Molecular function (GO): transmembrane receptor protein tyrosine kinase activity
Source: RefSeq, a predicted model, not a curated record